Molecule: messenger RNA, 1361 nt
Organism: Manduca sexta (tobacco hornworm)
Lineage: Eukaryota; Metazoa; Arthropoda; Insecta; Lepidoptera; Sphingidae
Exons: 1
Coding region: 300-1097 (265 amino acids)
Cellular component (GO): nucleus
Molecular function (GO): zinc ion binding
Source: RefSeq, a predicted model, not a curated record
UUAGUUAAAUGGUAACACUGUACAGAAAUAUUUGAAAACAAGAAAAGAAAUAAAAAUGGUCACUGGUCAUUGAUUGGAAAAAAUAGUAACCGUUUUCUGUAAUUAAAUAUGUAAGUUAACAGUUUCCUACCAAACUACUAUAUUCUUAUAAAUACACUAUAUGAAUAUGUUACGCAGCGCCCCGUUCAGGGCUUCUUUCUAAUAACGUAAUGCCUAGAUUGAAAGCUUUGUAAUUACGGUCUACUAAACAGUGAAUUACCAACUGGAAUAAAUAAGUAUCGGCAACGAAAGGAUUAACAAUGACUGCGGAUAGUGUAGCAGUGGACAGAAUAUGCCGAAUUUGUCUAAAAGAAGGUAAUAUACCCAUAUAUGGAAAAACCGUAGACACCGAUUUCUCGUUCGAUGUGCGGACGUUUGGCGACAUAGAACUUACAGAAGAAGACCGAUAUCCAAAACACUUGUGUGCGCCAUGCCAUGCGUUGUUACAAUCCGCCAAACUUUUCAGAAAGACUGCGAAAUUAUCAGACGACAUACUAAAAAAAUAUGACAGUGAUGAAGAAUCAGAUGAAGAACUGCUUUCAGAUGACCUUGAAUGGGACUCCGAGGACAACAUUAAAGUCUCGGAACUGUCUAAAACACUUGAUGAGGAUAUAAACUUAAAUAAAGAUAUGGAAGAUGUAAAGGUGGGUGAAAGUUUUGUAGACAAAUUAAACUUAGACACAACUGUUGAGAACUUAUCCUGUGCAGUUGAUCCAUGCGACAUAAUGGAUAGCAAACUAUUUCAAUGUGAGAGCAAGGCAAACACCAGUAAACAAAGUGAGAAGGAUUAUAAGCUGUCCACUGCUUUUUUAGUGGAAAAUUUCUUCAUAGAAGUCCCACAAGUAAGUGAAGACAGUAAUUUUAAAUGCAGAUUGAAGUAUUCAAAAUACCAGUGUAAAGUAUGCUCAAUCCAAAUGUACCCAAACAUACAUGCAACAUCUGUGGUAAAAACUUUGUACAGAAGGACGCACUAUUUAACCACAGAUUUAUACACAGUACUGAAUUCACAUUUCGAUGCAAACUGUGUCCAUACAAAGGACGCAGUUCAAAAUACUUAAAAACUCACAUGCGCACCCAUCUUAGAGACUAUAGAUAUUUCUGCAAUGAGUGUCCAGCAAAAUUUUUGACUAAAAGUAACUAUAAUAGACACAUAGCACGACACAAGGAACCUACAUAUCAGUGUGAGGCUUGUGAUAAGAGUUUCCGUUGGAAAUGCAGACUGAAACAUCAUUAUGACACUGAACAUUUGGGUCUGAGGAGCCAUAUUUGCACUCUUUGUGGCAAAGGUUUCUCUUAUAGAAAAGAUCUAAGACGACAUGAGA